Molecule: messenger RNA, 2973 nt
Organism: Drosophila albomicans
Lineage: Eukaryota; Metazoa; Arthropoda; Insecta; Diptera; Drosophilidae
Product: glucose dehydrogenase [FAD, quinone]-like
Exons: 2
Coding region: 16-1869 (617 amino acids)
Molecular function (GO): oxidoreductase activity, acting on CH-OH group of donors; flavin adenine dinucleotide binding
Source: RefSeq, a predicted model, not a curated record
CUGCGUUUCAUUAAAAUGUAUCUCGUGGCACCGCUAACAACGUUCUUGUUCUUGUCGUUUGGCAGCUUGGCAAGUCCUCGACUGUUUGAUCAGCUUCAACAGCUGGGCGCUGCCAAUAUUCUCAACUUGGUCUUGCAUCCUAACGUGCCUCAACAACAGGCUAGCUAUGAUUUUAUUAUUGUCGGAGCAGGAGCCGCAGGCUGCGCCCUUGCAGCUCGUCUCUCCGAGAACCCCAACUGGCGAGUGGCCCUCAUCGAGGCUGGCGGAGUCGAGAAUUUCGUACACUUAACGCCAGUUAUGGCCGGAUAUUUGCAGUCAACCGCAUCCAACUGGAACUACAAGUCCGUGCCACAGCGACUCUCCUGUUGGGGCAUGCACAACAACGAGUGCGCGUUGCCCCGCGGCAAAGUCCUUGGCGGCACCAGUGCCAUCAACUAUAUGAUCUAUAAUCGGGGCAAUCGUCAUGAUUUCGAUGCCUGGGCACAGCGUGGCAAUCACGGUUGGAGCUAUGCCGAAGUCUUGCCCUAUUUCCUACGCAGUGAAUCGGCGCAGCUCCAGGGAUUGGAGCACUCGCCGUAUCACAAUCACAGUGGACCACUUAAUGUCGAGGAUGUCAAGUUUCGCUCGCAAAUGGUGCACGCCUUUGUGGAUGCGUCUGUGCAGGCGGGACAUCCGCGUACUGACUACAAUGGUCAAACGCAACUGGGCGUCUCCUAUGUGCAGGCCAAUACUCUCAAUGGACGUCGACACAGCGCAUUCUCAGCGUAUAUUCGUCCCAUACGCAAUCAGCGCUCCAAUUUGCACAUCUUUCCCUUCAGCCGGGUAAAUCGUGUGCUGAUCGAGAGUGCCACCAAAUCUGCUUAUGGUGUCGAGUUCGUUUACAAGAACAAAAAGUACACAUUCAAGACCCGCAGAGAGGUAAUCCUCUCGGCUGGCGCCUUUAACUCGCCCCAAUUGCUGAUGCUUUCGGGCAUUGGGCCAGCGGACAACCUCAAGGCUAUUGGAGUGCCCCUGGUGCAGGCGUUGCCAGUGGGACGACGUCUCUACGAUCACAUGUGCCACUUUGGACCCACCUUUGUGGUAAACACCACGGGUCAGACUAUUUAUUCCACGCGUGUGCCCAUUGCAGAGACAUUAACCUAUUUGCUAGCCGGCAAUCCUAACACACGUCUCAGUUCUAUUGGCGGUGUUGAGUCCUUGGCUUUCUUGAAGUCACCCCGAUCGAAACUACCCAAGGAUUGGCCAGACCUUGAACUUAUCUUGGUGGCUGGCAGUCUGGCCAGCGAUGAUGGUACAGGCCUUAAGCAAGGCGCCAACUUCAAGGAUGAAAUCUAUGAUACACUCUACAGACAACUGGAACGCAACCAACAGGAUCAUUUCACGCUGCUCGUCAUGCAGUUUCAUCCCAAAUCUGUGGGCCGCCUCUGGCUGCGUGAUGCCAAUCCCGCCAGUUGGCCCAUCAUCGAUCCCAAGUAUUUCUUGGAUCCCGAAGAUGUCGAGUUUCUGCUCGAUGGCAUCAAGGAGUCCAUACGCAUCUCCAAGAUGCCAGCACUGCAAGCAAUUGGCGCGCGUCUUCUUGAUCGCCUUGUGCCAGGUUGCGAGAGUCAUCGCUUUGCCUCCGACGAUUAUUGGCGCUGUUCCAUCCGAACCCUGUCCUAUACGCUACAUCAUCAGGUGGCCACCUGCCGCAUGGGACCCGCCACUGACCCCACAGCUGUGGUCAGUUCCCAGCUGAAGGUGCAUGGCAUGCGACGACUUCGCGUGGUGGACACCAGUGUCAUCCCAUUGCCACCCACCGCCCACACUAAUGCGGCUGCGUUUAUGAUCGGCGAGAAGGCAGCUGACCUCAUAAGAGGCGAAUGGAAUUGAGCUCAAAUGGAAUGGAGAAGAAAUUUGGGAGGCAUGGGCAGCCAAGCUUGUUAUUUGCUUGGGCAAGUUAAUUAAAUGAAAUCGCCUAACGGGCGACAAUGGAUGAGUGGCGAGCGAUGAAUGGAGAGUGGCGAGCGGCGAGUGGCGAGUGACGAGCCUGGAGCCAAGUUGGGGGUUGGCCAGCUUUGUGGCUGAGACUGAACCUAAGCCUGAGCCGCCACAGAGUGCAUUCACCCAGUCCCAAGCACAAGGGUUGAAAAACUUUGACUAGGCACAAAAACAGUAGCAACAACAACAACAGCAACAACAAGAACAAGAGCAACAACAACUACAGCAGCGACAACAACAAAAACAAUAUGAGGUACAUGUAACAGGGUGGUUUGACGGCGGCAGUCAUAAAAUAGUCAAAACAUGAAACUGGCAACUUGACUGCGAUGCUGUUGGCUGUACCCCAAAGCAAGGCAGGAGGCCAGCAGGCGGUAGGAAGCAUGAGUGAGAAUUAGAGAGAAAAAUACAGCAAGAGUAAGAGAGAAUGGUUAGGGGGGUGGGGGACAUGGUAUUUCAACUUGGGGGUGUGCAUACAAGUGGUUAUCAGUGUGCGAAAGCUGCGGCUGCUUUGUUGUUGUCGUUGUUGUUAGCCUGGUUGUUGCUUGAAAAUUCAAUAUGCAUCAGCAGGGAAUAUAUUCAUACGUAUGUGUCUCCUGCACAGUAAUGAUAACAGCAAAAACAACCACUAUUAAGUAUAGCAUUAAAAUCUUUUUUUUUUUAUCUACUGCACCGAUAUUUUCUUACUCUUAAGUAAUCAACGAAAGUAAUAAUUAGAAUUAACGCAUCUGUGGGAAACUCGCUCUACAAUAAAAAUAUAUAAUUCAUCAAUUUUCCAACGUUCUUAAGAUUCUACUACACAAUCACAACAAAAUUAUUAGCGCAAAUCGAAACUUGAGUGUUUGGCAUACGGUAUUUCAACUUCCGGGGCACGAUCAAAUUUGAAAACAUGUCGUCAAUUGUCUUUAAAUUUGAUAAUCUUAAUGACUUAGGGGUUUUUAGUAAUAGACAGACGGGUAGAUAUUGAUAGAUAUUCUAGUUAUUAUAAGUAAUGUUUGU